This is a messenger RNA of Purpureocillium lilacinum, 1074 nucleotides long. RefSeq lists its product as uncharacterized. Gene Ontology annotation, molecular function: ubiquitin protein ligase activity. NCBI's taxonomy places the organism in Eukaryota, Fungi, Ascomycota, Sordariomycetes, Hypocreales, Ophiocordycipitaceae. The record is from RefSeq and is a predicted model, not a curated record. Gene Ontology annotation, cellular component: nucleus.
AUGUCGCAUAGCAAACGAAACACGUCCCGCGCCGUCUUCACCUCGCACGAGCGCGAGCUCGCAAAGUCCAACUGGUCCACCAGCUCCGCCCGCCUCAACCGCGACUCCUUCCUGCCCUUCGGCUCGUGCGGCCUGUGCCUGGGCGUCGCGCGCGAGCCCGUCUCCUGCCCGCGCGGCGACAUCUUUUGCCGCGAGUGCGCCCUCGCCAACCUGCUGACCCAGAAGAAGGAAUUGAAGCGGGCCGAGAAGGCGCGGCGCGAUGCCGAGCUCGAGGCCGAGAAGCAACGGGCCGCCGAGGACGACGAGGACCGGGAGCGCGCCGUACGCGACUUUGAGAUGACGCAGGCCGGCCUCUCGACCGCCAGGAAGCAGAAGCAGGAACAGCCGCAGCAGCAGACCGCCGCAAAUGGCACCGCGCCACAAGACGAGAGCUCGACUGCCGUGGUUCACGUGGGCUCCAAGCGAAAAUUCGAGUUAGACCAAGACGAGCUGCAGCGCAUUGUUAGAGAGGACAAGCUCAAGGCCAGAAAAGCUAUCGAGGACGAAAAGGCCGCCAAACCUACGCUUCCAUCCUUCUGGACGCCGUCUCUGACACCCGACGUGCACGACUCGAAGCUCCCCAACGCCAGCAAAAAGGACAAAGCCGUUCCGAUAUGCCCUUCCGCGCCCGACGACCUCCCGCACCCGAUAUCCCUUCACAAACUGAUCACCGUCAACUUCAAGGAGGAAACAGAUCCAUCCACCAGGGACGAGCGGCGAAUAUGUCCCUCAUGCCUCAAGGCGCUCUCCAACUCGUCCAACGCCGUCAUGACGGAGCAGUGCGGCCACGUCCUCUGCAUGAGCUGCGUCAAGAAGUUUCUCCUCCCGUCCAAGAAGGGCUCGAAGGCGGAGGACGACGAGUCGCCGAUAAUGUGCUACGUCUGCGACACACCCGUGACGGGCAAGGCGUCGAAGCACCGAGAAUCUGGCCCCGCCCUCCCUCCGGGAUUGAUAGCCUUGAAAUCAGAAGGAACUGGGUUCUCAGCCCGGGGCGCAAACGUGGUGGCGAAGCCCGGCGAGGCAUUUCAAUGUUGA